This is a messenger RNA of Hydra vulgaris (swiftwater hydra), 1389 nucleotides long. RefSeq names its product 3-oxoacyl-[acyl-carrier-protein] synthase, mitochondrial. The record is from RefSeq and is a predicted model, not a curated record. NCBI's taxonomy places the organism in Eukaryota, Metazoa, Cnidaria, Hydrozoa, Anthoathecata, Hydridae. Gene Ontology annotation, biological process: fatty acid biosynthetic process. Gene Ontology annotation, molecular function: 3-oxoacyl-[acyl-carrier-protein] synthase activity. Gene Ontology annotation, cellular component: mitochondrion.
UAUAAUAUAAUAAUAAAAGAAAAUUAAGGCAUGAAAAGAUUUGUUCAUAUAAAGAAAACUAAUUUUUCAUUUAAAAGAAGGUGUAGCUCGACUUCUUGCCAAAGGCGUGUAGUUUGCACUGGUAUUGGAAUUGUUUCACCUUUAGGUUGUGGGUCUAGAUUACCUUGGGAAAAACUUGUUAACGGACAUAUAGGUGUAGUUUUCAAUGAUCGACCAGGCUUCGAAUCAAUACCCUCUAAAGUUGCUGCUUUUGUACCUAUAGGAAAUAGUUUGGGUGAGUUUUGUGUAAAUGUGGCUAAAAAUGAUAUGAAGUUUCUUUCACAAAGUAUGCUUUAUGCAUUAUCAGCAGCAGAUUUUGCAUUGGAAGAUUCUGGAUGGAAACCUAAUACAGAACAAGAAAAGCAGCGUACUGGAGUUGCAGUAGGAUCGGGAAUGGUUGACCUAGAAGCAAUAGCAAAUACUUCUAAAACAUUUUCUGAAUUUGGUUACAAAAGAGUCAGUCCUUACUUUGUUCCAAGAAUUUUAAUUAACCUUGCUGCUGGUCAUAUUAGUAUAAAAUAUGGCUUUCAAGGACCGAAUCAUGCAGUUUCCACUGCAUGUACAACUGGUGCUCAUUCGAUAGGUGAUUCCAUGAGAUUGAUAAAAAAUGGGGAUGCAGAUGUUAUGGUAUGUGGGGGAACAGAUGCUGCUAUUGUACCUGUUGCUGUAGCUGGUUUUUCACGUGCUAGAGCUUUAUCUACAGCAUUUUUUGAAAAUCCAAGUACCUCAUCAAGACCUUUUGAUAGUAAAAGAGAUGGUUUUGUCAUUGGAGAAGGUGCAGCAAUUUUAGUCCUUGAAGAAUAUCAACAUGCAAUAAAAAGAAAUGCUAAGCUUUAUGGUGAAGUAAUAGGGUAUGGUAUGUCUGGAGAUGGUUACCAUAUGACAGCACCACGAGAAGAUGGUAUAGGUGCAUAUCUUUGUAUGAAAGCUGCUUUGCGUGAUGCAAAAUUAACUCCAGAUCAAAUCCAAUAUGUGAAUGCUCAUGCCACUUCUACACCAAUUGGAGAUGCUGUUGAAAACAGAGCGAUUAAGAAAUGCUUUGGUAAACAUGCUUAUAGUAUAAAAAUUUCUUCAUUUAAAGGUGCUAUUGGUCACCUGUUAGGUGCUGCAGGUGCUGUUGAAACUGCGUUUACUUUACUAGCUAUUUAUCAUAAAGUUAUACCUCCUACAAUGAACUUAUUUUCAAAAGAUGGAGAAUUUGAUCUGAACUAUGUUUCAAAUGAAGCAGUGCCAUGGUCUUUAGGUCACGCAACUCGAAGAAUAGCUCUUAAAAAUUCAUUUGGUUUUGGUGGCACAAAUGCAUCUUUAUGCCUCGGAGAAAUUCAAUAACGUUUUAAAUUUUUUUAUUAU